GCCCUGCGCGUCAGCCUUCAAAAACGCGUACCGCUGUCAAACAAAGCGAGUUGCGGUCGCUUUGACUUCUGCGCAGAACUGCUCUUGGACGCUUUACGAUUUUACCGACUACGAGAUCCCCCAAGCAACCCGGAAGAACCAACCCAGAAGUCACAGAGACAUAGCAACGUCGGUAUUCACGGUCUGUACUGGUAUUGCAAAGGACAAGCAACUACGUUUUGGAGCAAAUGUCAAUACACAGCAAAUCACGCGGUUCUCUGGACACGCUCAACUCAACCACGAACGGCACCGCCGGGCGGAAUGCUGGCGCAGAGCUAGCCCAGCAUGUCGGGAACGGAGGUGGAGGAGGCGCGGGAAGCUAUGCCGGGAGUGGCAUGAGCGCCAAACAGCGAGCAUCCAAACGGGCUCUUAAAACGUUCAAUUAUGCAAACUCGGCUUUGGCCAGCACACCAACGUUGGUGCUGGUGUCCUUGAACAAUACAUUUACACAAAAGACAGUGGAUCUGUUCGAGCCGGUAAAGAUCGGGAGGAAGAUCAGUCCAAAAGUCAGCCCAGAACCAACGAACGGGAUAUUUGACUCCAAAGUCCUGAGUCGGAAUCACGCGGAAAUAUGGUUCGAGGAUGGGAAGGUGUGGAUCAAAGACGUAAAAUCGAGCAACGGAACCUUCGUCGACGGAAAACGGCUCAGCGAAGAAGGGAAGGAGAGUGAGCCUGUGGAACUAGUAGAGGGUGCCCGCCUUGAAUUUGGCAUAGAUAUAAAUAACGAAGAUGGGUCGGCCAUCUAUCAAAAAGUGUCCUGCAAGGUAUCAUACUUGGAUCCAUCAGGCAUGCAACAAUCGACAUCACCGUCACUCGGUGUGUCCGAGCCCUCCAAAUCAAACGCUGGAUCACACACUUCCCGGGGACCGACUAGGCCAAGCUUGAGCGAGAUGAUGGAUCGAGAAUUAAAAACGGCGGAUGCGACACACGCACAACUGCAAACGCUGAAAUCAUCUCUAGACAGCUUGGUGGCCAACGUGCACGGAGGAAGCACGGUGACGCUCUCCGCAGACGCGUCUGCCGCCUCCGCGGAUCUCUCUCGCCAGUUAGAGGACGCCAGAGCCGAGAUUCAGUCUUGGAUGGAGAAGCAUGACGCUUUGAAGCAGCGUGGAGAGCAAAAUGAGUCGUUGCAGAAGCGGGAAAAGGAUCUCCUGGAACAGGUGGAACGGCUGACGAAUGAGAACAGUGAAGCCGUUAAAGGGCAUCAGGAGGAAGCUGCCGGGUGGAAAACUAGGCUGGAAGAACUUAUGGCUGAAGUCACCCAGCUGACAAAGAAGAACGAGGAGCAACAGAAAAUCGCAACAGCGUCUUCCAGCUCAUCAACAAAACUGACAGCCGUCCAAAAGGAGCUCGAAGACGUCCGAACAAAUUACGAAUCCCUUACAAGAGAGAAGCAGAAGCUCACCACCGACAUGACAUCCCUACGAGCGACCCUGGAGAAAUCCGAAUCACAGCUCAAACAACAAAAGGAGCAAUUCGAUAAACUCUUUAAAGAGGCCGAGCAGUUGCGAAAGGAGACUGAGCAAUUACGGCAGGAGAAGGAACGGCUCUUGGAGGAGAAGGAGCAUUCGGCGAAUACGAGUCCUGCCAAUGAGACCGAGUCCAUAGCGACUGCGGCGUCGGCUGUACCGUCGUCAGUCAUGUCGCCGCCGUCGGGUGCUUCAACGCCGAAACGGGAUCGGGCGGCGAGGAGGAGGGCUAAGAAGCUGGGGCAGCAGUCGAUGGAGAACCUGAACGAUGCGCGGCAGCAGUCUGUGGUAGACGCAAAGGUGGGCGAGAAACCAUUACCGCCUACUCCGCCAGGAAAGAAGUCGACGUCGUAUCAGGUUGGUGUCAGGGUUACUGGUCCUUUGUGCGGUGGUUGGCUUUGACACGACACCUCGCUCAUCCCCCUUCUCUCGAAUAGUUUCUCGCACUGGUUGCCUUCGGCAUCAUCUCCGUGGGCGGUCUGGCCUACUUUGGCUACGGACAUGGCGGGUUAUUCAACCCAGAUGGACCCUUGUUGCGAGCGCUCCGAUAGAACUCCCAAGCCUCUCUGAGAGACGAACAAACCUAGGAUGCAUCGUGGAAAGCCUGUGAUUUUAUAUACCCUUCCUUUGGGGCCCCAUCUCCCUCAGCCUUCCGCCUCCGGAAGUGUGUCCCCUGGAGUCACACCUGAGGCGGGGUUCGGAGGCAGGAACACCGGAUCCGCCGCGAGGAGGGGUCACUUUGCAGUGGAAGAUUUUUGUGCAGUGUAUUGUUGGUUGUACAACAUUUUUGAAUGUCAAAGCGGAAUGUUCUGGAUGU
Messenger RNA from Fimicolochytrium jonesii, 2325 nucleotides. RefSeq lists its product as uncharacterized. Gene Ontology annotation, molecular function: protein binding. NCBI's taxonomy places the organism in Eukaryota, Fungi, Chytridiomycota, Chytridiomycetes, Spizellomycetales, Powellomycetaceae. The transcript has 8 exons. Gene Ontology annotation, cellular component: cytoplasm. Bases 228 to 1910 code for a protein of 560 amino acids. The record is from RefSeq and is a predicted model, not a curated record.